AGCGCCUGCGCAGUAACGCCAAAUGUUCACGCCUGCAACGCGCGGCCAAGUCCUCGCCAUAGCCACCCGAAACGAGCAGCAGCUUUGCCCGCUCGAUCCCCAUCCCACCACCCAGCAGUCAUUGCUCAAUCGAUGCGUUUCUGGGUUGCUGCCGAAUCGGAGUUCCAGCCCGGCGUGGGGCAAUCCAGUCAUUUGCCGGCGAAGAUCCUUUCAAAUGGUGGCUUUUCGCGGAAAACGAGAAACACCGCCUCCUUUCCUUUGUCGUGCAUCCGGUAUUUUUCCUCCCAACGCCUUCUCCCUCCGACCAACACCUUCCACAGACCCGCAGCACCAAAAGCCCCCGACCGCUGCCGCCUGAACCCGAGGGAAAGAGAAGGGAACCCACCACUCCACCCCGUCGACAUCCAUCCGCGCACGCUUCUCCGCCCGCCCCGUUUCUCUCCGUUCGGUUGGGUUCGGUUGGAAGCGCCAAUCUGAUCUGCCCUGCCCGGAGCGGCGCCUCGAUGUCCGCGCGGCGGACGGCCAAGAGCCAGCACGCGGUGUCGACGCCGAGGAUCAUCAACCUCAACCUAGCGAGGAGGUCGGGCGGUGGUAGGCCCGGCCGUAGCGCUGGGCGCACGCAGCCCCGCCCGGCGGCAGCGCCGGGGCCGGUCAACCUCGGCGCGCUGUUCGAGAUGGAGCGCCGCGUGCGCGGGCUGGAGUCCGCGCCGGCGUCGCCGCCGCCGCAGUCUCAGGAGGAGGAUGCCGUGGAGCAGGAGGAGGAGAAGUGGCGGUUCCAGGCGGAGAUCCUCCGCGCCGAGUGCAACUUCCUCCGGAUGGAGCGCGAGGUCGCGCUCCGCAAGCUCGACCGCCACCGCGGGCAGAUGGAGGCCGCGCUCAAGUCCGCCGUCGAAACACUCGUCUCGGGGAGGAAGAAGAUCGACAAGAGGGGCGACGUUGGCGCGGUGGCGGCGCUGGACGAGGGGAUCGAGGACCUCGAGGAGAUGAUGGAGGAACUGCGGGUGGAGAAGGAGAGCGGGAGGAGGGCGAUGAGCGGGUUGCGAGAGCUGCAGCGGAGCCACGGCCGGAACUUCGAUCGGCAGGCGUCCUCGCUCCGCCGGCGCCUCGAGAAGAUGCCACCGCCGGUCGACACCGAGCCCUGCGUCAAGGACAUCCGCGAGAUCGCCCUGCCCGUCGCCCCGCUGCUACCGCCGCAGGCCGAGCACAGCGACGACGAUGAGCGCGUCCACAGCGCCAACAGUACCUCUGAUGUAGAAAUGCUGAGGAUGAAAAUGGAGGGGAUGUCAAAGGGGAUGCGGGAGAGGAUGGCAGAGUACAGCCGGCGCCUGGAAAUGGUCGCCGCCGGCGACAACGCUCGCUGCCAGUCCAGGAAAUGCGGCAACCGGCACAGUCGAAAGGCGAGCGCGAGCAGCCAGAGGAGCUGGAGCGGGGGCAGCAACGCGAGCAACAGCAACGUGCCGUUGGCCCGGGACGGCCGCAGGCGCCAGAGCAUGGCGGCGGAGCAGCGUCACCAGCAACCGAAGAUUAUGGCUGAAGAGUGCAAAACGGUGGGAUCUGGAAGCUGCUGCGACUGCAGGGAGAUCAUGGGGAAGAUAAUGGGGCAAGUAAAGGCAGAAUCAGAACAAUGGACAGAGAUGCAAGAUAUGUUGGAGCAGGUCAGGUUGGAGAUGCAAGAGCUGCAGUCUUCCAAGGAUACAUGGGAGCAUCGUGCUCUUGCUUCUGAUAUCAGUCUACGCUCCCUGAAUUCUCAAAUGCUAGAGUGGAAACACCGGGCGCAAGUGUCAGAACAAGAAGUGGACGAGCUGCAGAGGAAGAUUUCAGAGCUCCAAAGCAAGCUACACACAUUCAAAGCCCACUUUCCAACUCCUACCAUUCCUAGCCAAGAUGAAUGGUCAGAAGCGUGCAAGAUGGAGAACCCAAGAACCAAGCCUCAGCACCACCGAUCGCAGGAAUGCGGCAAGGAGAAGGAGAAGCACGUCCUCAUCUGCCGCGUGAAGUACUCGCCCAGCGUGAUCCCGAAGCGCUCGCCGUUCCAGGAGAUUGGCAACAUCAGCUUGCCACGGCAGCGGUGAGGACUGAGGAGCAUGGGUGUGGUGUGGUGUCUGCUGACUGACGGGCUGCUUCAGUGAAGGUUUCAAACAGGAGUGGAAGAGAGCUCUGUCACUUUGGCCUCUCCAGUUGCAUCGAUCAACCUCGAUCUAAUAAAUAAUCUAACCAAGUGAUGAGUAAUGGCGUCUGAUUUCUCGUCAGAUCUGUAGUAGUUAAGUCGCAAGUAGCCAGUAGGUGAGCUGAGACGGAGUUAAUUUGCCCUGAGGCUGGAGUACAGUGUUGA
This is a messenger RNA of Phragmites australis (common reed), 2332 nucleotides long. RefSeq lists its product as uncharacterized. The record is from RefSeq and is a predicted model, not a curated record. Lineage: Eukaryota; Viridiplantae; Streptophyta; Magnoliopsida; Poales; Poaceae. The transcript is spliced from 5 exons. Bases 504 to 2072 code for a protein of 522 amino acids.